Molecule: messenger RNA, 3447 nt
Organism: Gigantopelta aegis
Lineage: Eukaryota; Metazoa; Mollusca; Gastropoda; Neomphalida; Peltospiridae
Product: centromere protein P-like
Exons: 9
Coding region: 103-975 (290 amino acids)
Biological process (GO): CENP-A containing chromatin assembly
Cellular component (GO): chromosome, centromeric region; nucleus
Source: RefSeq, a predicted model, not a curated record
CAAACAACAACAACGAUGUCAUGGCGGGUAUUUUAACUUAGUUGAGUUAGUUUGUAUCUAUGUACAUAUUUGCUACCGGAAAUUUGCUGAUAAAAACAAAAUAUGGAAAACGUUGAAACUCGUGAAAUGUCUCAGCUACAGGAAAAGUGCAGAACACAGAUAUCAUCACUGGAAACUGAAAUUGAGAAACUGGAGCAACAGCUGAACCAGCGAGAACAUGUGGCUUUAGGCAAAACCGGCUGGAACAUGGAAAACAUGAGAAAAUCAAAGAUGAUUGCCAGAAGUGCAAAGGGGAAGACAGUCAAUGAAGUGAAGAGUCAAAUAACAUCUGUACAAGAGAAGAUUAAAUUAAUGGAGGAAAUUACUGGUGUUACUGUUGAUGAAGCAAAUUGGAAAGUUAUCUCUGAAGAUGGAUCGGUUGUAACAAGACAGCAUAUUGUUGAAGGCUUGGUCUAUACCACUCCCUUCAUUCUGCAGUUUACUGUUCAGGAAGAUUUUGCUUCCACUGAUAGUGCACCUAUUUUGUCUGACCUAGUGUGUAUGAUUGAUGACAACAUUGUCAAGUUUCUUGAACACCCUCUUGACAGGAUUGUUGAGGACACAGAAAUUGAGGGUUUCUUCAUAAUAAUGACUUCUUACAUGAAAUGGUUCAAGGAGAAGGAGAAAAUAUUCCAACAUUUCAUAGACAAAUUCCCCACGAUCGUCUCAAGACUCAGAAGUCUGCACAAUGAACUGAAGAUAGAAAAUGAACACAAUCUCAGUCCAGUGUUCGUAUUAAAGUGGAAUCUUACUGUAAACUCAUGCCAUCAUGUCAACCGGAAUCUGACACUCUCUGUGAAAGCUCCUCAUAACAUGCUAAAGCUAGAUGAGGGUAAAACUCUAGCAUCAACACCAAGCAUGUUCAGCUCUAUGGUGGAGAAACUUGGUGUGGAGAGAGCUAUAUACACUCUAGUACAACUUGUACAGGGAAGAUGAACAUGUUAAAGUAUAGGACUUAUUGAGUGUAUCUGUUAUUUAUUGACUGUUUGAUCACGUAUAGCUCUUCUUCGUCUACAGAUUAUGCCUGUUUAUUCUGUUUCCACUGACUGUCCUCUAUCAUCCGUUGGCUGCCCAUUGGAUUGUCAUGUGUGCACUAGUAGAGUUUUUUGGUUGCUGCAUUUAUGGAGUACACAUCGUCAUCAUAACUGAUUGCAGUUUUGUUGUGUGUUCAUUAUCUUUUGAAAGUAAGAGGCUGUGUCUAAGUCCCACCCACUGGCAUUGGUAAAUAUUUGGCCAGAGAUCGACAUGCCUGAGCCAUAAUUCUGGGUUCGUAUACAUCCUAAUUAAUUGGAUAAAGGCACGUAAAUAUAGUUGGGUUGAGUAGGAGGCUGUUUGAGAGAAGUAGGCUGGUCUAUCAACUCAACACAGUGAAGUGUAUUGAAUGCCUCUGAAAAUUGUGGGAAAGAUUUUUUCAUUGGUGCAUCGCUCGCACAAAUCUAAUUUUACGUAUUUCAACCUAUUUGUUUGUGCAGUAAAUUUAGCACAUAAUUUGCACGGACAUCGCGUGUUACGUUAGAGUGGAAUGAGUUACUUGAAUUCUCAGAGACCUGGUAUAAUUGCACCCCCUGCAAUUAAGAAAAUGUCCACGGCAAAAAAAAAAAAGUGUCAUUGAAAAAAACUUAAUAUGGUCCAACGUAAAAAAAAAAAGUGCCAUGGAGAAUUAAAAACUCCACGGCAAUGCCGAUGGGUAAUUGCAGGGGUUGUAAUUGUAAGCAUGAAAGGUUGGAGGCAGUGGCAGCAACAUCAGCAGUCAAAACCUGCUGCCUGCUAACCACUAAUGAACACUGGUUUUGAUCUCAUAAGUACUUUUAAAGAAAAAAAACUUCCUUUUUUUUAGCAGAUUGAACUUGAAUUUCACCCAAGUUUGGGGGUUCACUCCGUCAUAGAUCAAGGUUGCAACAUUGAAUUCAAAUUUGUAAAAUUGGACACAGCAAAGUGAUGCCUAAAAUAAUUAUGUUUUGGGUCAAUAUCAGUAUCACAGAUGCUGGACAUAAAAACGCAGUUUACAUUAAUUUGAACAUCUCAACUUUGUUAGACAGAGUUAUAUACUGAUAGUUGUGGGUGGGAAGGGGGUAUGUAUGUGUUUUCUUGGGGUUUUUUCCAUCGGUAUACUUUUUUAUAAUCUGUUCCUUUCUUAGUUACAAUAACCCAACUAGUGUUCAAAAUACAGCCACGUUUUUCAUCGCUGAUUGAGAGUCUCUUAUACAUAUGAUCUUUGAUAAACAUACCUUGACGAAUUGGUUGAAACAGUAGAUAACCAUGGAACAUUUUGUUCGGUAUUAUGUCACAAUUCGCUGCGCAAGUUUCAGAGAUUGCUACACAAUUUUAAAACAUUUAACAGUAGUCGUUAAUCAAUUUUUAAUUGAGUAGAAAUUAUAUUAAUCAAUGUUUUCAAAACAAAAUGUUCACUAAUAAUUCAAUGGUUCGACUAAAGCUUAUGACAUACAAUGUAAGUCUAUGCCAAAUGCUUUAAUAAUACUUUAUAUAAUGUUAUAGGCAAAAUAACCAACUCUUCAAAUUCACGAAUGACCCCUGAAAGGCUGGUAAAAUCCUCAGUAUAAUUCAUUCAUAGAAUUGGCGUAAAUCUGAAAAUUUCAGUAAUUUACCACACAAAAAAAGAAGCCACAUAAAUACUAAUUGCCUGUUUUGGUUUUGGGUUUUUUAAAUUGGGCUUCUUUAUCUACUGAACACAAUGACAUGUAUAACAUAUGAAUAUUGCUAAUUUAAACAUUAUUAUUGUUAUAGAGAUCAUUGUGUUUAAUAAUAGAGUAUUGUAAUUUGUAUAAAGUAAAUUACAGUUGAAAAAUGUUGUUUGUUUUGACUUCAGUGCAUUGUGGUUGUUGCUUGUGUCAUUAGUUGAGUGCUUGUGAGUUGUCAAGCCCAUAGACGCCUUUCAAAUAAGAGUGUUUAUGGGUCGACUUGCCCUCUUUGUGGCACAUUGUAACAAAACGUAAUGUAAUGUUUUACAUACACACCAAACCUACUGAUUUUGAUGGUGAGCUUGCAAUAUUAUACAUUAUUGGUCCUACUAUUAUCAGAAACAAUUAGAACAGUAUAUAAUUUUUAUGUACAUUAAAAUUUAGCUUCCACAAAAACAUCAAAACAAAAGUCUGCAUGCAAAGGGGUACCCUGUCGCAACAGCCCCACCCUAUCACAUAUGUUGGUAUAACAACAAUUGUCGAGCAUAUUCAAGGUAUUGAAGGUUUUUUUUUUUUCAUUUUUGGUCACAUUUUCACACAGUAUAUAUAUUUUUUUAUACAUACAUACACAGAUCAAAAUUAGUUAAUAUAAAAUAAAACAACAAACUUCUUGCCAACACAUCAUUGAACCUCACUCAGUACUAAACACUCAACAUUUCUUGUACAUGUAUAUAUGGUACAGGGCCGUAGCUAGCGGGGGGGGGGGGGG